CGGAUGUCUUGGAGCUUGCGACCGGGACUCCCGCAAUGACGAAACACGGCGACUAGCACAUGUGAAAGCUAGCGCAAUGCUUCAGCUAUCUAUCCCGAGGCAUACCAAAUGCCAGAAUAAAGACAGCGAAGAAGUAUACAAGUGCUGCCCAAUCUAACCAGCAAGCCAAUUGCACAUCCUUCCAGCUCUCCUUGCCAUUGGUCCUGUGAAGCCAUAGCCAAGAUGUCGGGAAGCAAUCAGACGUCCCCGCGCUUCUUCAACUAUCCCACCCCCAAACCUCACGACGCGCCAUACAAGGCACCGCCUCCAGGAAAGAAUCCUGUAGUCAAGGGAGCUUUACUGCACUAUCUUUCCAACCUCGUUGCGACUGUACCGGUGGUCCCUGGCAUCCUGUGGAGCAAUGCCGGCUUCAGCUCUUUGCGAGAAUGCAGACAGCUCGACGGAAUCGACCCGCGCUACGAUCCCACCGUGAUACCGGUGGCCGAGGCGAACGAAGCUCCUACCAGCUAUACAGAUAAAUCCAGCUUGCGCGAAUCGUUCAACCACGCCUCGUCGAGCCGAUUCCACUCCAUCAAAGACUUCCACGACGCAUACUCGAGCGGCGCACUUACGCCCACCGAUGUUAUUGAGCACCUUCUUCCUCUCAUUCGCAGAGAUGUCGCACAGCGUUCGCCUUACUCGACAGCCUUCAUGGACAGCAAGGUGGACAUGGUCAGGCAAGCCGCCGAAGCCUCCACGCAACGAUACAAGCAAGGAAAGCCAUUGGGCAUACUAGACGGCGUUCCCUUUGGUGUCAAGGACGAUCUCAAGGUCAAGGGGUACAAGCACUACAUUGGCACCACCCACGACUACAGCAACGGCGGGAACAAGGACACGAGCUGGUGCGCAAAGAUGGUAGAGAAAGAAGGUGCUAUCCUGGUCGGAACGCUGACCAUGCACGAACUGGGCAUGGAUACCACAAACAACAACCCAAACUGGGGUACACCAAUCAAUCCAUACAACAGCUCAUACUACCCGGGCGGCUCCUCAGGCGGCGCUGCAUCUGCCGUAGGACACGGCCUCAUACCUUUUGCCAUUGGCUCUGAUGGCGGUGGUUCAGUCAGAAUCCCCAGCAACUACUGUGGUUUGUACGGCCUGAAGCCAUCCCACUCCCGCGUCUCGGUCGCCCCCAUGCCAGAUGCUGGGAAAUCCGUCACCGUUCGAGGGCCCCUCGCAAGCAACAUGUCGGAUCUGGAAAUCGCAUACCGGGUACUCGCCCAGCCCGACCCAUCAACAUACCCCUCGUCGCUGUUCAGCCCACCCAGAAAGCACACAGGGCCCCGAAACAAAGUGCUAGGUGUAUACAAAGCGUGGAUCGACCGCGCCGACCCUUCUGUACAAGAAGCCUUCCACUCAGCCUUACGGUACUUUGAAUCAGAACUAGGCUACCAAACCAUCGAUAUCAGCAUCCCACUCCUCACAGAAGGCCAACUCGCCCACGCAAUGACCAUCAUGGCCGAAGGCGCCGCCGGCCACAAGACUUCCAUCUACGACCUCACACCACCCAACCGCAUCCUAAUGAGCGUUGCGCGUCAGAGUCCCGCCACAGACUUUUUGCUCGCCCAGCGCCUGCGCAACGUGCUCAUGGAACACCUCGCUUCCCUCUUCAAACAGCACCCCGGUCUCAUUGUCGUCACGCCCACGACACCCAAUGCAGGCUGGCCCAUUGAUCCCGCGGAGCUGUCUCAUGGCGUUACCAAUGGCAACAUGCAGAUUAGGAAUAUGGAGUAUGUUUGGUUGGCGAAUUUUACGGGUAUCCCGUGUAUACAGUUUCCGGUGGGGUAUGUGGAGGGUGUCAAGGGCGAGGGGAAGAUUCCGGUGGGGCUGAGUGGCAAUGGGGAGUGGGGGAGUGAGGAUUUGUUGGUUGAGUUUGGGUUUGACGGGGAGAGGUAUGUGCAGGAGGGGUGGGAGGGUGGGAGGGUUAUGCCGCGCGGGUGGGUGGAUGUUCUGAAGAGGUAG
Alternaria alternata is the source of this 1998-nucleotide messenger RNA. Its product is annotated as amidase signature enzyme. The coding region runs from base 223 to 1998 and encodes 591 amino acids. Gene Ontology annotation, molecular function: catalytic activity. The transcript has 3 exons. Lineage: Eukaryota; Fungi; Ascomycota; Dothideomycetes; Pleosporales; Pleosporaceae. The record is from RefSeq and is a predicted model, not a curated record.